Molecule: messenger RNA, 1196 nt
Organism: Macadamia integrifolia
Lineage: Eukaryota; Viridiplantae; Streptophyta; Magnoliopsida; Proteales; Proteaceae
Product: myb-related protein 308-like
Exons: 2
Coding region: 54-911 (285 amino acids)
Source: RefSeq, a predicted model, not a curated record
CCCCCCCCCCCCCCCCCUUGGAGGAUAAGAUUUGCAGAGAAGAGGUAAGGGAGAUGGGUAGAGCACCUUGUUGCUCUAAAGUUGGUUUACACAGAGGUCCAUGGACUGCAAGGGAGGAUACAUUGCUCACUAAGUAUAUCCAAGCUCAUGGCGAAGGCCACUGGAGAUCUCUCCCUAAAAAAGCAGGGCUUCUCAGAUGUGGAAAGAGUUGCAGACUAAGAUGGAUGAAUUACUUGAGACCUGAUAUCAAGAGAGGGAACAUCAGCCCAGACGAGGAGGAUCUCAUCAUCAGACUCCAUUCACUUCUGGGCAACCGAUGGUCUUUAAUUGCAGGAAGAUUGCCUGGUCGAACUGAUAACGAGAUCAAGAACUACUGGAAUACCCAUCUCAGAAAAAAGAUCAAGAACCAGGGGACUGAUCCUAGUGCCCAGCAGAAAACAAAACGUGAACCCAGAAAGAGAAAGACCAGCAACAACAAUGGCAGCAACAAGAAGCAAAAACAGAGCAAAAACAGGGGUAGAGCAAAUAAUGGAGGAGGUGAUCAGAUUCAUCAGACACAGACGAAAAUCCAUCUCCCAAAGCCCAUCAGGGUCACAUCUCUGUCGAUGACAAGGAACAACAGUUUCGAGAGUGGAUCUUCCAGUAGUUAUAAUGGAGUAAUUGAAAGUGAUAAUGGAGUUAUUGGCACAGAAGUAGUAGAAUUCCAAUUCCCAUGGUCUUCAUCUGAUCUCAACGAAGACAUUGUGAUUGGUUGUGGUCUAGGAUGCGAAUCUGAUCCAGUUCCCACAAGGGAGAACAUGUUUGAGAAGCUGUACGAGGAGUAUCUACAACUCCUCAAGAAAAAGGAAGAAGAAGAAGAAGAGAAGGAUCUGUUACAGUUAGAUUCCUUUGCAGAAUCCUUAUGGGUCUGAUGAAAAAGUAGUAGAAGGAUUAAGAACAUCAACACAAGACUACAAAGCCAUGAUUGAGUUUGAGACUUUUACUUUCCAAAACUGUUGCAGUCAUGUGCUCACCUUCUCUUCCCCACAACCAAAACUCAAACCACGUUAUAUUUCUUAGGGUAUUGUAUGUAAUAUUGUAAUGUCACUAUGUACCAGUCUUUAUCUGCACAUACUGUCAAGUUUUAGUUAAGAUUCUAGACAGAGUUGGUCUGUGUUUUAAAAUUUCAAUAUAUAUAUAUAUAUAUAUAUAUUUUU